ACAGAAUAUUCCGAAGAGAAGAGGGUUGUUCAGUAUCGUCUCGACGUCGGUCGGGAACGAAGCUGGGUAUGUUUUUUUCGUACACAUUGUACAGUUACAGUUGCACGUUGUCUAACAGACGGUUCGUUAUAUCAGAAUCCGAAGCUGCUUCUACCCGUAUCCUGAGUUUGAUCAAGACAAGUUGAACGGACUUACGGCAUGGCUGAUCACGAAAGAAUCAGAGUGGUGGUACUGGGUGGUGCUGGUGUUGGAAAAAGCGCGAUUAUACGUUGUUUACUCGGGCAAGGAUUUAGUGAAAGAUACAGGCCCACCGUUGAAGAUCUUUAUUCGAGGGAAUGUGUUCUUGGUACACUCACCCUGAAAGUCGAUCUAUUGGAUACAGCUGGCGAUUUACAAUUCCCAGCUAUGAGAAGGCUGAGCAUAGCUACGGCACACGCGUUCCUUCUCGUUUAUGCAACUACAUCGCUACCAAGCUUCGAGUGCGUGAAACGAUGUUUCGAAGAAGUCAGGGAACAACGGCCAGAUUUUCAGGAAGUGCCAAUAGUCGUUGCCGGAAACAAAUUGGAUCUUGCCCCGACGCGAAGAGAAGUACCGAUUGAAGAUGUGAGCGAAUGGGUGUUUUGCGAAUUGCCGAAGCUUCGUGCCAAAGUGAUGGAGUGUUCUGCUAAGGAUGAUUACAAUAUUAAAGAAAUAUUUCGAUGUUUCAUCACUCUGUCCAGAAUCGUACCGAAAAAUCAUACCGGCGAUUCGGACGAGUCAGGCCUUCGACGAAGAUCUUCGGCCUACGGAUCGCGCAGAAGCGAUCGAAUCGGUAGGUCUGGCAGUCCGCACGGUAGAACCGGAAGCGCUGGCCCUGGUGGCCAUUCUCAGCAAGUGGUCGCAGCACAAAGUUCAACCGUCAGUGAAGAUACGAAGAGCAAACCACGCAGCCGUAGUUUGAUUCGACGUACUUCACGAAAAACUAAACAACAAAUCAGAGACACAUACACAGACGACUGCAAUAUUUCGUAAUUUACAUUUUCCUUCCCUUUGCAUCUCGCUAUUUCCCUCUCUCUUUUUCUCGCCCACAUUUCUUGCACGUAACCGUUCAAUCCUCUGUCGGUGUCUCACUAAACGGAACGAUACGAUAGAACUCAAUUUAUCCCAAUAUUGGACAACUUUCGGGAUAGAACAGAGAACGUGUGAAAAGUCGAUUUUCUGAUUGCGGAUGAAGACGAGGAUCUCUGUCGCACGAUGCGGGGGGAGAACAGGAUUCGAGCAUCAUACAUAUGUAUAUUUCGUUAUGCUGCUGUGUAACUUCAAGGACUCCAACGCGACCUCUCCGUUGAAUUGAUUUAGCCGAGCCAAUCGCAACAAAACGGUUCACUUGGCUGAGAAUACUUAAGUAGUUCAAGCAACAAAAAUUUGCUACUGCUUAUCGGCAAUGCUUAAAUCAUGGACUUAAAUUCAGGAUAAAAAAUGAAUUUAGCAUAAUCGGUGCACUAUACAUAUUUGGCUUGCUAUAUUGAUUUGGAAUAAAUAGAGUUCUGUUGUAAAAUAUAAUGUAAAUCAUGUUUGUUCGGCUAUUUUCCGAAUGAUCUCAAUUCUCUCGACAGCACUUCGCGAGAGAGUUGAAAACUUCUUGGACACGUUAGUGCAAGAAAUGAACAGAUUAAAUUUGACUCGAUACAUGAAAGUAUUACGAAUCGUGAUAUAAUAUCGUAAUACAAUUAACCCGUAUGCGGUAGUUCGUUGUAUGUACGACAACAAUAUAAAAGUCCAAGCGUUGACGAAAGAUUUUACCAGUUUCAACCAUGUAUGUUAACUAUAAACAAAGGACCAAACCAUUUCUAUAGUUUUGAUAAGAUAUUUUCGAAACGUGUUUAAUGUUCUUUCUUUUUUCCGAUUUUUGCACCACAUUCUUUAAACAAGAUGGACCAACCCCUUAACUCGUUUACUCUCUUUUCCGAUCCCCGCUGUACCAUUCUAAUUGUGUCUCACUUUUCUUUUCUUUCUCUAUAUUUUCAUUCUAUCCGUCCGUUUGUACGUUAAAUAUUUAUUAUUAAAAUAAUUAGAUAUGAUUCGAUUAUCUAAAAUUGUAAGUAUCAUAUGAUUGCGCGUGUGUGGAGCGUGUGAGUGUACCAAAUGUCCUUUGUAAUUUUAAACGCGCGUAUAUCUGGUGAAAAUAAUUCACUGUAUAUUAGAAAUCGAAAGUCGAUCGUUGUAUGGCACGAGUAUCACUGAGGAAACCGUGAGAAAAGAUAUUUGCCCUAAUAGCUACGAGCACGAUCGUAUUGAGAGUAUAUUUUUUACUCUCUUAUAAAUGUUAUGAGAACUUUUCUCCGUUUUCGAUUUGGAUAUAUACAUAUAUAAAUUUAAUCAUACAUAUCGUGCACAAACGUAUCAAAAUGAAUCAUUGCAUACUUAUUUUAUCAUAAAUCGUAUUUCACAUUGACAUAUCAUAAGUAACACGUAUUGUAUUAAGUGCAUCAAAACUAAAAAGUACUGCAAUAUGAUGCAUUUCACUCUUCAACGACGAUAUUCAGAUCAUUUUUUAUCUAUAUCGAAGUUUCAUUUCAUUCGAAACAAUCCAAUCAAAAAGGUUUUUGAGAUACCAUUUUGUCCGAUGACAUAUAUGUAAUUUACCUAUGCUUAUAUCUUGCAAAUACAUACGAAGAAUCAAAUUUACUAUUGCGUUGAGUAUUAGAUCAAAAGCAAUCCAGGAAUCGUUGGACGAGAGUUAAAAAGAAUUGUAUUAGUCGCACAAAACGCUGUAAAGUAUUGCAUAUGUAUUAUAAAUAUAAAUGAAAAAAAAAA
Messenger RNA from Ceratina calcarata, 2796 nucleotides. RefSeq names its product GTP-binding protein Di-Ras2. Gene Ontology annotation, molecular function: GTPase activity; GTP binding. Bases 199 to 1011 code for a protein of 270 amino acids. The record is from RefSeq and is a predicted model, not a curated record. The transcript is spliced from 5 exons. Lineage: Eukaryota; Metazoa; Arthropoda; Insecta; Hymenoptera; Apidae.